Anopheles aquasalis is the source of this 871-nucleotide messenger RNA. It is a transcript of the gene Nse1, whose product is annotated as SMC5-SMC6 complex component Non-SMC element 1. The record is from RefSeq and is a predicted model, not a curated record. Gene Ontology annotation, molecular function: ubiquitin-protein transferase activity. Gene Ontology annotation, biological process: double-strand break repair via homologous recombination. Lineage: Eukaryota; Metazoa; Arthropoda; Insecta; Diptera; Culicidae. Gene Ontology annotation, cellular component: Smc5-Smc6 complex; nucleus.
AAAAUUAAUUUCACGAAACAGAAAACUGAUUAUUUUUGCCGAUUAAUUUUUAUCAGCUGCGCGUUUCCGUGUCGAUAAUGACCUACACCGACGUCCAUCGUAUGUUCCUUCAAGCCUGCACCAACCACGGAACGCUGAGCAAGGAACAGGCGUACGAUUUGCUUAUCGGAAUUCACGCACAGAUUGGCAACAACGACACGAUACCAAGGGAAGAUGAGGUCGCCGAGGUGGUGGCCGCGAUCAACAGCCGGAUCAAUCGGUUCGACCAGAAAAUUGCCUACACCCACUACGAUCCAACCGAGCGGGAUUUUUACGUGUUUGUGAAUCUGAUGGACUCCCCGAUUAACCGGCAUCAGAAUGUUUAUACCGCACCGGAGCUCCACUACUUCCGGGCUUUAUUGCGCGAGAUUACGGUUACGGAUGAUCAUCAGCUGCCGCUAAUUGCUUGUCUCAAUCUCACGAAUCAAUUGGCGGACGAAGGAACCAAGCCGGUCGCCAAGGCACGCGCCGAACAGCUGCUGACCGAGUGGGAACAGUCCGGGUACUUUCUGGUGCUGGAGAACCAGUGCUACUUUGGCCCGCGAACGAUUGUGGAGUUUGACAACUAUCUCAACACCAACUUUGCCGACAUUAUUACACGCUGCUGUCUGUGCAACGUUACCAUCUUCUACGGUGUACGGUGUGCCAACUGUCCCCAGAUUUUGCACCGAGAGUGUAUGAAAAAGUAUUUGCGUCGCCUCACAAACUGUCCCUCCUGUAAGGAACUGUGGACGGUGAAGUUGUAAGCAGCGACAGAGAAGGAGUACUAGAUGAAGUAGCCGUUUACUUGCGUCACAUUUAUUUUCCAAACCCACCAUUGAUUAUCAACAAA